This is a messenger RNA of Lodderomyces oxycetoniae, 456 nucleotides long. It is a transcript of the gene TOM22, whose product is annotated as Tom22p. Lineage: Eukaryota; Fungi; Ascomycota; Pichiomycetes; Serinales; Debaryomycetaceae. The record is from RefSeq and is a predicted model, not a curated record. The coding region runs from base 1 to 456 and encodes 151 amino acids. Gene Ontology annotation, cellular component: mitochondrial outer membrane. The transcript has a single exon. Gene Ontology annotation, biological process: intracellular protein transport.
AUGGUCAAAUUAACACAAGUAGAAGAUGAUACUCAAAUCCAGUUUGCUGACGGAACGACAGAGAUAAAGAAGGUUGAAAUAAAAAGAUUUGAAGAGGAGUCCAGUGGAUCAGAAUUUGAGGAUGAUGAUGAUGCUGAUUAUGACUUUGAUUUUGAGAAUGAAACAAUAUAUGACAGGGUUGUUGCUUUGAAGGAUAUAAUUCCUCCACAUUAUAGAGACCAAAUUUGCGACUUGUCUAAUACAGUCAGCACUUAUGUUUCAUGUGGUGUUAACAGCGGAGGAAAAUUGAUUUGGGCUUUGACUUCCAGUUCUUUGUUAUUGGGUGUUCCUUUAGCCUUGGCUAUUUUGUCUGAGACUCAAUUACAAGAAAUGGAGAAGGAUAUGAAUUUGCAAAAAGCUGCUCAGGACGUUUUGGCUCCAGGUAGUGAAAGUGCAUUUGGAGAAAAGAAGCCUUAA